GCACGCUGCGUAGAUGUCCUUGGCAUCAACUUGUGGAUGAGCGUCGAGUGCGGGUUCCGGUGACCGUGUCAUGCGUACACUUACUACAUAAGAAACCACCUGCGUAUUUGUGCGCGAGGGGUGGGAUAUGUGCGUCUUCUGCAGCAAGUGCCCUGGGUCGGGGGUGGAGGGCUGGGUGCACACCGCCACUCGGCGGCGGCCGGGAGUGUGUCAUCCCAAAGAUAAAGCUUAGUUUCUCAGGACCUAGAUUUGCCACCUACUGCUCUACUCCAUUUUCAGAUAUCCCGGACUCAGAGAUUCCGUCCGUGCGGGCUGGCGUCUCCACACCUCUCUGGAUAUUCUUUCUAAAUAUUUAGUCUUCUCCUCUGUACUUUUGAUCCUGCAAUUCCUUCCUCCAGAAAUGACCUUCCUCAUUCUUCUCCUGGCUUACUCUUAAGGCUUCCAAAACUCAGCUCCAGUGUCCCUACUUUAGAACCCCUGACCUCAGAACAUGAUUCCCCCUUUUAUCCCCAGCGCCUGUUAAGUGUCUGGAGAGCUGAGUUGCGUGGCUCGAAUCUGGGGGACCUGGGUUCAGCUGACUAGCGGGUUUCCACCAGAGGGCGCGCAAGAGACAGCGUCAUUUCACGGUGUCCACCAGGGGGCGCUUCCGCCUGCCUCUGGCGAUCCAGGGUUGAGGAACCAACCCGCGGAUUUGCCCCGCCUGAUUGGGAGAGGCACCGCUAAACUAUUUGCAUAAUCUCGAAAGGGCCGCGUUGAGUGGUCGAGGUGUAGAAGAAAUCUGAAACGGGCUCUCUCAUUGGCUUAAAUUUUCCCCCUUGCUCCGCGUCCCCAUCCGGGCCAGACCCGGCCAGGAGGUCAAUCGGAAGCUUCCGACUAGUGGCGAGCGGGAACCCAGGUGUCCGGGCAGUGGGCGCUGAGGAGUCGCUCAAAAGUAGGGCCCCAAGGCUCAGAGCAGCUGGGUAUGGGUACCGAAAAUGAAAAUCCAGAGCCGGACUGCCAGAAACAGUUCCAGGCCGCAGUAAGCGUCAUUCAGAACCUGCCUAAGAACGGCUCUUACCGCCCCUCCUAUAAAGAGAUGCUGCAAUUCUACAGCUACUACAAGCAGGCUACCAUGGGGCCCUGCCUGGUCCCCCAGCCUGGGUUCUGGGACCCUAUUGGACGUUAUAAAUGGGAUGCCUGGAACAGCCUGGGCAAGAUGAGCAGGGAGCAGGCCAUGUCCGCCUACGUCACUGAGAUGAAGCUGGUGGCCCAGAGGGUGAUCGACACGGUGCCCCUGGGCGAGGUGGCAGAGGACAUGUUUGGUUACUUCGAGCCCCUGUACCAGGUGAUCCCUGACAUGCCGAGGCCCCCAGAGACCUUCCUGAAAAGGGUCACAGGUUGGAAAGAGCAGGUGCUGAAUGGAGAUGCUGAGCCUGCCCCAGAGCCUCCCUGCCUUCCCAAGGAACCCGCACCCCCAAGCCCAGAGUCCCAGCCACCCAGGGACCAGGACUCUGAGGUUUUCUGUGAUUCCAUGGAGCAGCUGGAGCCUGAGCUGGUGAGACCCACUCCCAUUGCCUCCCCUUCCCUACCCCACUGGGCCCUAGCUGCUCCCACCACCCCCCUUGGACUUUGUGACUCUUCUCAGCAGGUUGGGGCAGAGCAGAGGGGCACCCUGGGAGGAGAGCUCAACACCAGAAACAGCACUGAGUCUCCUGCAAAGAAAGGGAGAUUGGAAAGCACCCUGCUGGGGCCCCAGGAAUUGGACACAUGGCUGGUGGGGACGGUUCGGGCGCUGCAGGAGAGCAUGCGGGACGUCCAGGGGAGACUGCAGAGCCUGGAGAGCAUGCCUGUCCCCCGCAAGCAGAGGCCAAGGCCCGGCACUGGGCUCUCUGUUCCCACGCUGCUCUUCUUCCUCCUGUGGCCCUUCAUCGUCCAGUGGCUCUUCCGACAGUUUCGGACCCAGAAGAGGUGACUCUCAAUGGAGGAGUCUCUGCAGCCAACGGAGGAGACUUUGAGCCUUCCUAGAGUUUAAGAGAACGGCGUUAAACCCCGCUCCCACCCCCUUCCUGCCCCAAUUAGUGUUUGCCUUGGCACCUCUCCCCUAAUGGGGAGCCGGAUAGGACUCCACUCUUCCUGCAGCUCCACAGAACUCCCCUCCUCUCACCCCCAACCACCUCAGGCUCCCUGGGGAGGCUGCACGUGUGGUGCACGUCCCCAGUUCAGGGUUGGCGGCUGAUUCUGGGGCGGAGCUGCCGGGUCUCAGCCUCUGCCCUCCCCAGCCUCUGGGUCACCUGACUCCUUCCCCACUCUAGCCUCUCCCCGAGGAGGCUCAGCUCGUGGGCAAGUUGGGACUUGGGCCGGGGCCUGGAAGAAUGAUUGGCUGGGAGGCCUGACCGAGCUGGGGAAAGGCGGAGAGAGCUAACCCCGGGGGAGGGGAGUCUGCUCCGUUUUCCUGGCCGCCCUACCCCCACAUAUACUCAGGACGUCUUCACUAAACAUUAACUUACAAAAGAGUGUUUCACUAAAUAAAAUAAAACCUUCAUCUUCUGCCGUC
Molecule: messenger RNA, 2533 nt
Organism: Orcinus orca (killer whale)
Lineage: Eukaryota; Metazoa; Chordata; Mammalia; Artiodactyla; Delphinidae
Gene: ACBD4
Product: acyl-CoA binding domain containing 4
Exons: 9
Coding region: 962-1951 (329 amino acids)
Biological process (GO): fatty acid metabolic process
Molecular function (GO): fatty-acyl-CoA binding
Source: RefSeq, a predicted model, not a curated record